AUGCACAACAUCAUAGAUCACCAACCAGACAUGGCUACUGCGCUGUUAGCUGGAGAAAAGCUCAAGGAGCUGAUCCUUCCUGGCCAACAAGAUGAGAAAGGUUCGCCCUUUGCAGCCUUCAUGGUUCAACUAAAGCUAGAACUCCCCUUCGACAGAGUAGUGUCCAUCGGGACUGUCAUUAUCCCCAUCCUCUUAGUCACAUUGGUAUUUACUAAAAAUUUUGCAGAGGAGUCGAUAUACUGUUACACGCCCAACAAUUUCACCCGUGACCAGGCGUUAUACGCCAGAGGAUAUUGCUGGACCGAGCUGAGAGAUGCUGUGCCGGGUGUGGAGCCGAGUCAGCGGCCGUCCCUCUUUGAGCACAAGUUCCUCCCUUACGCGUUGCUCGCCUUCGCUGGCAUCAUGUACAUCCCGGCCCUGGGCUGGGAGUUCCUGGCGUCCACCAGACUGACCUCGGAGCUCAACUUUCUGCUUCAGGAAAUAGACAACUGCUACCACCGUGCGGCGGAGGGCAGGGCUCCCAAAAUCGAGAAGCAGAUCCAGUCGAAAGGGGCAGGCAUCACGGAGAAGGAGAAAAGGGAGAUCAUUGAGAAUGCGGAGAAGGAGAAGAGCCCGGAGCAGAACCUCUUCGAGAAGUACCUGGAGCGGCGAGGCCAGAGUAACUUCCUGGCCAGGCUGUACCUGUCGCGGCAGCUGUCCGUGGUCUUCCUCAGUAUCAUCCCAAUCAGUUACCUGUGCACAUACUAUGCCAACCAGAAACAGAACGAGUUCACUUGCCCUCUGGGGGAGCCCCCUGACCUGUCCAGCAGUGAGACCCUCCAGGUGCAUGUCAACUGUAAGCUGCCCUCGGUGCAGAUGCAGCGCAUCAUCGCCAUCGUGGACAUCGUGCUGCUGUGCUUCAUCAACCUGAUCAUCCUCAUCAACCUCAUCCACCUCUUCAUCGUCAGGAAGUCCAACUUCAUCUUCGACAAGCUGCACAAGGUCGGCAUCAAGACCAGGAAGCAGUGGCAGAAGUCGCAGUUCUGCGACAUCAACAUCCUUGCCCUGUUCUGCAACGAGAACCGCGACCACAUCAAGUCGCUGAACCGCCUGGACUUCAUCACCAACGAGAGCGACCUGAUGUACGACAAUGUGGUGCGCCAACUGCUGGCCGCCUUGGCUCAGUCUAACCACGAUGUCACUCCCACCAUGCGCGAUGCAGGAAUCCAAACCAUUGACCCCAGUGUGGACCCCGCUGACAUCGACAGCAACGAGCAACUCGUCAUAAAGAGACCCCGGAAGAAAAUGAAGUGGAUCCCCACCACCAAUCCACUGCACCAGCCUUUCAGAGAGCCCUCCACCGCCUUCAAGUUGGAAAACAACAAGGGGGAGAAACCCAAGCCUGCAAGGCGAAAGACAGCGACAGACGGCCUCGCGGCUCCUCUCCUAGACUCGACUUCAAAAUAUUUUCAAGAUUCAUCUUCCAGUAAAAGUGAAGGGAACACAAAUGUUAACAGUGAGAAAAAACACAGUCGGCACUUGUCUUUGGAUGUUCAUCCAUGCAUUGUGACCACCAAAAAGCCCAGGCCGGAUCAGGGAAGUUGCACUUCUAAGACUCAGGAUGGAAACUUCUUGCAUUCAGAGGAGAACAUGUUGGCACAUGUACCAUCUCCCAUCAAAGAUAGUAAUCUGUCUGAAGGAGGUGCUACAAGCAAUAUUAAAUAUUCAUCAGAGAGCUGCCUAACUCUUCCCAUCAGUAAAGCUUAUGCUACCAACUAUACAAACAACUUGCCAACUGUAGCAGUUCCAUCCAAUCUAGAAAAGGAUGUCUGUGACACAAAGUCCCAGUUCAACCGCAACCCUACUCACCCCUUAAUCAACAUCCAGAACAUCCCAGCACUUUAUGAAGAUCGCGAGGAUGAAGCAUUUCCCUCCAGCUUUCUAAAUGCAAGAGUCACAUCUUCUGCAGAUGCAGCAGAUUUACCUACGCAUUCACCAGAGAAGAUAUUACUCGCUACGUUUGAAGACCCUAUAGUAAUGGUUAGCACGAUAGAAUAUUAG
Molecule: messenger RNA, 2040 nt
Organism: Hemiscyllium ocellatum (epaulette shark)
Lineage: Eukaryota; Metazoa; Chordata; Chondrichthyes; Orectolobiformes; Hemiscylliidae
Gene: panx2
Product: pannexin 2
Exons: 3
Coding region: 1-2040 (679 amino acids)
Biological process (GO): monoatomic cation transport; positive regulation of interleukin-1 production
Molecular function (GO): channel activity
Source: RefSeq, a predicted model, not a curated record